Messenger RNA from Lingula anatina, 8540 nucleotides. RefSeq names its product E3 ubiquitin-protein ligase HECTD1. Gene Ontology annotation, cellular component: nuclear speck. Gene Ontology annotation, molecular function: ubiquitin protein ligase activity; protein binding; metal ion binding. Gene Ontology annotation, biological process: anatomical structure development; proteasome-mediated ubiquitin-dependent protein catabolic process; protein K63-linked ubiquitination. Lineage: Eukaryota; Metazoa; Brachiopoda; Lingulata; Lingulida; Lingulidae. The record is from RefSeq and is a predicted model, not a curated record.
CAUGUGACUCCAUGGUAAGGGCGAAACCGAGGCGUCAUUUUUCUGUCUAUCAGGAACACCAGUAACUCUGAUUGUUUUUACAAUUUUAUAUGAAAGGAUGUUUAGCUGACACAAUCGACAGGUUUUAUAGCAGACAAUAAAGUUAUUGUGAGCGGAAGAGUUAUCUUUUUCAAGCAGGGGCCAGCGGAGAAAGCUGAGGCCAGGUGAUCAAAAUGGCAGAGGUGGACCCAGAAACCCUGCUGGAAUGGCUUCAGAUGGGCCAGGGAGAUGAGAGGGACAUGCAGCUUAUUGCUUUGGAGCAGCUCUGUAUGCUAUUGCUUAUGUCAGAUAAUGUUGAUAGGUGUUUUGAAAGUUGCCCUCCUCGCACCUUCCUCCCUGCUCUUUGUCGCAUUUUCCUGGAUGAGUGUGCACCGGACAAUGUGCUAGAGGUGACUGCACGUGCCAUCACUUAUUACUUAGAUGUGUCUGCAGAAUGCACACGCCGUAUUGUGGCUGUAGAUGGAGCAAUCAAGGCCUUGUGCAACCGUCUUGUGGUGGUGGAGAUGUCUUCUAGGACUAGCAAAGAUUUGUCUGAACAGUGUAUCAAGGUGUUGGAAUUAAUCUGCACCCGUGAACCUGGUGCCGUAUUUGAUGCUGGUGGCUUGAACUGUGUGUUGACAUUCAUCCGAGAACAUGGCUCCAUGGUUCACAAAGACACCCUGCACUCCUCCAUGGCAGUGGUCUCCAGACUUUGUGGGAAGAUGGAGCCACAGGAUGCAGCACUUGAGUCAUGUGUGGAAUCUCUGUCUACUUUAUUAAAACAUGAAGACCAGUUUGUUGCUGAUGGAGCUCUCAGAUGCUUUGCAUCUUUGGCAGACCGCUUUACUCGCAGGGGAGUCGACCCAGCACCGCUGAACAAACAUGGCUUGAUUCAGGAAUUGCUACAGCGCCUGUCCCAGGCAGGGGGCCCAAAUUUGAAUGCGUCACUCUCCAGCACCCCAGGGGCUGCCAGUGCCACUCCUGACUCGAAGAGCAGCACUAGUGUGUCCACUGUGAUCAGCUUGUUGUCCACUCUGUGUCGAGGGUCACCAGGAGUCACUCAUGACUUGCUGCGCUCAGACAUGCCUGAAGCUAUUGAGAUGGCAUUGCAGGGGGAUGAGAGAUGUGUAUUGGACACUAUGCGACUGGUAGACCUGCUGUUUGUGCUGUUAUUUGAAGGCAGGAAAGCUCUGCCAAAGGCUGGUGUUAGCAGUCUCUCUAGUCGUAUUCCAGGACUGCGUAGAAUGGACAGUGCUGGUGAAAGAUCUCAUAGGCAACUCAUAGACUGUAUUAGGAGUAAAGACACAGAUGCCCUCAUUGAUGCCAUAGACAAUGGAAAUUUUGAAGUAAACUUCAUGGAUGAUGUUGGUCAGACAUUGUUGAAUUGGGCUUCUGCAUUUGGAACACAAGAAAUGGUGGAGUUUCUGUGUGAAAGAGGAGCAGAUGUGAAUCGAGGAUUAAGAUCUUCAUCUCUUCAUUAUGCAGCUUGCUUUGGUAGACCAAACAUAGUCAAGACUCUUUUGCGAUAUGGGGCCAAUCCCGACCUCAGAGAUGAAGAUGGGAAGACCCCCCUUGAUAAAGCCAGGGAGAGGGGAGACGAGGGGCACAGAGAGGUCAUCAGAAUACUUCUGUCACCAGGUGACUGGAUGAUUCCAGCCUCCAGCAGAGAGAGCUCCACCUCCAGUAUAGGUGAGAGUGCCACUGCCACAGGUGCCCCUCCAGCAGUAGAUACUCCAGGCACCCUGGGGGAUCCGCUUCUUGAUGAACAGGAGCAACAACAGAGACAGCAACAACAGCAGCAACAACAACAACAGCAGCAGCAACAACAACAGCAAAUGUUACAACAACAACAGCAGCAGCAACAACAACAGCUGAAGAAAGAGGAGCCAGAGGAACCUCAAGAACCCAAAGGGGAUCCAGAAAUGGCACCCGUGUACCUGAAAGCUCUGUUGCCUAUCUUUACUCAAGUCUACCAAAGUACAAUGUUACCUUCAGUCAGGAAAGCCAGCCUUGCUCUCAUCAGGAAGAUGGUUCAACACACCUCAGAGAAUGUCAUGGUAGAUAUCUGCAAUGCAGGCUCCACCUUUCCCACACUGCUGGUUGAGGUCAUUGCUAUGGUGUUGGACACUGAGGAUGAUGAUGAUGGCCACAACACAGCACUUCAGAUAAUAGAGGACCUUGUCAACAAAGGGCGUGACUGUUUCCUGGAACACUUUGCUAGGCUGGGGAUCUUCAUCAAAGUGCUGAACCUGGCAGGACCUCCUCCAGAGGAAGAAGAGAGGAUCAGAGCCAGGGAAGAGAAGAUGGAGCAAGAGUCCCAGCUGGAAGAUGCCAAGGAGGUGAUCCAGGGGAAGGCUUACCACUGGAAAGACUGGUGUGUGGCCAGAGGGAGGGACUGUCUCUACAUCUGGAGUGAUGCUGCUGCAUUGGAGUUGUCUAAUGGCAGCAAUGGCUGGUUCAGGUUUAUACUGGAUGGUAAACUGGCCACCAUGUACUCCAGUGGUAGCCCUGAAGGUGGCUCAGAUAGCUCAGAAAACCGAGGAGAGUUCUUAGAGAAACUUCAGAGGGCCAGAAGUAUGGUGAAGAGUGGCACUCCUAGUCAGCCAAUCCUCAGCAGCAUUGGACCCACACGUCUUGUAGUGGGCAACUGGUCUUUGGCCUGUAGGAAGGAGGGGGAGAUACUGAUACAUAACUCUGAUGGUCAACAGGCUACAAUUCUUCGAGAAGAUUUGCCAGGUUUUGUGUUUGAGUCAAACCGUGGCACUAAGCACACCUUCACAGCAGAGACGUCCCUGGGGCCAGAGUUUGCCUCGGGCUGGGCUGGGAGGAAGAGCAAGAAGUUGAAAAGCAAAGUGGAAGCUAUAAAACAAAAGGUGAAGACCAUGGCUAGGGAUAUCUAUGAGCAGCACUUCAGAGCAGCCCAGGCUACACCAAGAGGAGUGGUAGCCAGGCUACACAGCAUUGUACAGCUGCUGGACUCAGCUUGUCUCAAGCAUGCAGGCCAAAUAAAGAUUACAGAGGGAGAGCCUGACUGGGUCCAGGACAUGAAAACUGCACUGGAUGACCUGUCUGAGCUGUUGAAGGACGAUCACACAGUGUCUGCCUUUGAGCUCCACAGCAGCGGAUUAGUACAGGCCCUGCUCAACUGUUUGAAUGGUCUACACGAUGUGACUGAUAAUCCAAAAUUAGCCUUGGAGAGAAUACACAUGUUUAUGCAUGUGUUUAAAGAAUCAGAUUACAGUGUUAACCCAGCCACUGCUCUUGUAAGAAAACUCAUAUCUGUGUUAGAGUCUAUAGAAAAACUCCCAAUAUUUAGUUAUGAUAUUCUUGGAACUGGAUAUGGUUUACAGAUCCUCACUCGACGUUUGAGAUUCCGUCUUGAAAGAGCACCUGGAGAGACAUCUUUGAUUGACAGAACAGGCAGAAAUUUGAAAAUGGAACCUCUUAGUAAUGUGGACCAAGUGGAGAGAUAUCUUUUGAAAAUGGUUGCCAAACAAUGGUAUGACUAUGAUAGGUCUAGUUUUACAUAUGUGAAAAAGCUCAAAGAACCAGAUGCUAAAUUUUCAUUCUCACAUCAAAGGGAUUUUGAUGAGAAUGGUGUGAUAUACUGGAUAGGAACUAAUGCCAAAUCAGCAUAUGAGUGGAUCAACCCAGCACAGUAUGGCCUGGUGGUGGUGACAUCCUCUGAGGGGAGAAACCUGCCCUAUGGAAAGCUGGAGGAUGUCCUCAGCAGAGAGCCGUCUGCUCUGAAUUGCCACACUAAUGAUGACAAGAGUGCAUGGUUUGCCAUAGACUUGGGCGUGUUUGUGAUCCCCACAAGUUACACACUGAGGCAUGCUAGAGGAUAUGGAAGGUCUGCCCUGAGAAACUGGGAGUUCCAGGUGUCCAAAGAUGGCACCACAUGGACAACCCUGUAUAAACAUGAAAAUGACGCCUCACUCAAUGAACCAGGGUCCACUGCCAGCUGGCCUCUAGAGCCCCCUGCAGAAGAGAAGCAAGGCUGGAGACAUGUACGCAUCUUACAGUGUGGGAAGAAUGCCAGUGGACAAACUCACUACUUGUCUCUAUCUGGCUUUGAAAUAUAUGGAACUGUCACAGGGGCUUGUGAUGAUGUCGGUAAAGCAGCCAAAGAAGCAGAGGCAAACUUGCGACGUCAGCGUAGACUGCUGCGCACUCAGGUGCUGAAGCAGAUGGUGCCCGGUGCUCGUGUUGUGCGUGGCAUGGACUGGAAGUGGAGAGACCAAGAUGGCAAUCCACCAGGAGAGGGGACAGUUACAGGGGAACUGCAUAAUGGUUGGGUUGAUGUGACCUGGGAUGCAGGGGGAUCUAAUUCCUACAGGAUGGGUGCAGAGGGCAAAUAUGACCUUGCCCUUGCCCCAUCUCACGAUCCAGAGAAGCUCCGCCACACCUUGUCUCAGAAACCCGAGGGAGCCAUGGCCCCUGCUAGAAUGAAGUCUAAUAAUCCAGAUGGUGCUAAACAGAAGUUACAGACUAGUGUGUUAACCAGCAGGAAGAGCAGUUCCACCCCUAGUCUCAGUGAUGUGGCGGAGGCUAAAUCUUCUGUGGCCUGUACAGAGCAAGCAGCAUCUGCAGAGAAUCUGACUGCAAGAGUGAAAAGUACUGCAGAAAGUGUAGCAGAGAGUGUCCUAAACCUGGCCACCUCGGAAGCUGUGGUCAUGGUGACAGUAGACCCAUCAGAUGGCAGCACUAGCAGUAGUACCACCAGCACUGAGAGUAGCACUGUCAGCAGCAGUAGUACCACCACCAGUGCUGGCACUGGCCCUUCUACUCAGGAGACAGCUGCAGAAGUACACAGCGAAGAAGGUCUUGCAGAUAUGGCAUGUGCUCCCUUGGACAACUCGGAUCUUGGAGCUGUAGCUGCACUGCCUGAUAACAGCAAUGAGAAAAAACCAGAGAAAGUACAGACCAUAAGAGUUGGAGAGAAGGUUAAAGUGUCAGAGGUUGUCAGAGACAAGCCUCCUAAGGUAGACAGAAAGUCGUCUGACCCCCAGGCCCAGGCCUGGCCCACCUCUACCAGCCCCAUGAGUGUCAGUGUGCCAAAUCUUACCAGUAAUAUGGAACAGACUGUCAAUUUGCUGGAGUCCUUUGCCGCCGUUGCCAGAAGAAAUGUUGCUGGUGGCAGCGGUGGGGGAACAGGCAGUCUCAGUCGUACUAGCGCUAGUAGUCUAGUAAGACUAGCUCUGCAAGGAAAUCUCAGUAACUUGUUAAGUACAGCUCAAAGCUUCCCCAACCUCAAUACAAGUGGAACCAACACCACCUCCAGCCCUACCACCUGUAGUAACGUGACCUCCCUGAGCCAGGCACUCACCAUGAGCCUGGCCUCCACCUCCAGUGAGAGUGACAAUGAUUUCCUGGAGACCUGUAGAGCCACCACCUUGCUGGCUGAACUGGAGGAUGAUGACGAGCUGCCAGAGCCAGAUGAUGACACAGAUGAGAACGAGGAUGAUAAUGAAGAGGAUGAUGACUUAUAUGAGGAUGUCAUGGAGGAAGAAGAGUAUGAUACAAGGAACAGCCGUAGAAGGACGUGGGAUGAUGAGUUUGUACUGAAAAGGCAGUUCUCAGCACUGAUCCCAGCAUUUGACCCCAGGCCUGGUAGAACCAAUGUACUUCAUACACAAGACUAUGAAAUACCACCCCCAGGAACAGAAAGGCAGCAGUCCAGUGAGGAGACAGACCCAGUGCCUCAGCCCAAACUGGCACUUUACUUGAAAGGACCUAAUUUGCCAGGGAUGCCUGAUGGUGAGAUCUACAUGGCUGACCCCAAGGCAACCAUUUUCAAGUAUGUUCAGCUGUUACUGUUGCAAGCCCCUGGAGCCAACAAAAGUGAAAGACUGAAGAGAAUUUGGGAACCAACGUACACAUUGGUGUAUAAAGAAUUAAAGGAAGGUGAAGGCAGGCUGGACUUGGAAAACACAGAGGGACGUUGGUCCAUAUCUUAUGUUGAGCGCCAUCUAGGGACAGAUCUCCUUCCCAAAUUGGAGGUCAUUGACUAUUUGCGUCAGAAUGCUGAUGAGGCAUUCCUGCUGCGCUGGAAACUGGUUGGCACCAGCAAAAACAUUAAAAAGAGUCGGAACUGUGCUCAAUUGGUGGCUGCAUAUAAGGAAUUUUGCCAAAGUGGAUCUAAACUCAGCCAAUCAUUGGAAGAUCAAAGCACCCGGGAGCGGCUGAUAAGUGAGGCUGAGCAGCCCAAUAGCAAUGACCCAUCAGCCUGCAGCGUAGAAGACGUGCUUCGUCUUCUCCAGCUCCUGUAUGCUAUCUCCCUGGAAGAAAAGCAUGCUGGGAUGUGGACAGAGGAAGAAUAUUCUCAAUUUAAUCUUCCUUCUGAAGAGUUCAUCAGCAAGAAAAUUACUAACAAACUGGUUCAACAAGUACAGGAUCCUCUAGUAUUGUCCAGCAAUGCUCUUCCUGACUGGUGUGAGAAACUGACCAAGUGGUGUCCCAUGCUCUUCCCCUUUGACACCAGGCAGCUGUAUUUCACCACCACUGCCUUUGGCACUUCAAGAGCUAUUGUUUGGCUGCAGAAUAAGAGAGAUGCUGCUCUUGAUCGACACAGAGGGCCAUCGCCAAGAAGAGACGAUGGCCAUGAGUUCCGUGUGGGUCGCCUUAAACAUGAACGAGUAAAAGUUCCAAGAGGAGAACAGCUUCUAGACUGGGGAAUGCAACUCAUGAAGUAUCAUGGAGAAAGAAAAGCUGUGUUAGAGAUUGAGUUUGUAGAAGAGGAGGGCACUGGGCUUGGCCCCACCCUGGAGUUCUAUGCCCUGGUGGCAGCAGAGUUCCAGAGGAAAGACUUGGGCAUGUGGUUGUGUGAUGAUGAUAUACCUGAUGAUUUGGCUAGAGAGGUUGACAUUGGUGAAGGUGUAAAACCACCAGGAUAUUAUGUCCAGAAAGUAUGCGGUUUGUUCCCAGCUCCUCUCCCUCAAGAAGGCUCAAACAUCUCAAAAGUGGAACAACUCUUCCAAACUCUGGGCACAUUCUUAGCCAAAGCAAUUCAGGACAAUAGACUUGUGGAUAUCCCAUUAUCACGACCAUUCCUUAAACUCAUGUGCAUGGGCGAGGUGGGCAGCAAUCUGACUCAGCAGUACUACGAGCUCACAACACAGAAAGACAGUGAUGUAGAUAUGCGAUCAGAACCAUCCUACGAUGAGUCUGAUCUGAUCUCAAGUGUCGAGGACUUGCAGAUAGACAAGGAGCUGAUCCUCGAUCCUCCCAAGCACAGGACUGUGGUGGCCCCUGCCUGGUACACUGGGCUCCUGACACAGGAGGACUUUGAACUGGUCAAUCCUCACAGAGCAAGAUUUCUAAGACAGCUAAAAGACUUAGCACAGAGAAAAUAUGAAAUUGUCAAUGACAAUAAACUGACAGAAGAUCAGAAAAAUACUAUGUUGCUGGAGUUGGCUUUGGAGAACCCAUCUGGAGAGGGACCCCCUGUCAAGCUGGAAGACUUGGGGUUGACUUUCCAGUUCAACCCGUCUUCCAAAGUCUAUGGCUUUACAUCAGUGGAUAUCAAACCAAAUGGAGAGGAUGAGGAGGUGACAUUGGAUAAUGUAGAGGAGUAUGUGGAGCUGGUGACUGAUUUCUGUCUUAACAAAGGCAUCAGGGUACAGAUGGAGGCUUUCAGGGCUGGUUUUUGCCGUGUGUUCCCCAUGGAGAAGCUGCAUUCAUUCAGUCCGUCUGAGCUGAUGUUGAUGUUGUGUGGAGAUCAGGCACCUGUCUGGUCCCGGGAGGACAUCCUGCAGUUUACAGAGCCCAAACUGGGAUACUCAAGAGAAAGUCCAAGCUUCCAGAGGUUUGUCAAUGUUCUGGUUGGUAUGUCAGGAGAUGAAAGGAAAGCCUUCUUACAGUUCACAACAGGUUGUUCUUCACUGCCACCAGGGGGCCUUGCAAACCUGCAUCCAAGACUGACUGUAGUGAGAAAAGUGGACACAGAGAGCAGUGCUGAUGGCAGCUACCCUUCUGUUAAUACAUGUGUGCAUUAUCUGAAGCUGCCAGAAUACUCUUCAGAAGAAGUAAUGAGGGAGCGGUUGCUGGCAGCAACAAGAGAGAAAGGCUUCCAUUUGAACUGAGGGAAGAAGGGGUGGAGGGGGAGAGUUCUGUUAUGUAUAUGAAAGGUUUAAGUGUGACACAUGUCAAUGGUUCUCAUUUGUUUAUUGGGCCUGCUUUUAUGUAGCCACAUUGAAGGAUGGGUAGAUCUUUUUACAUGAUUUGUGACUGCAAGGAUAAUCAAGUCUGGCAAACUAGUGGCAAUUCAGCACAAAGUUGAGGUCAAUUACCAAGAACAUUUUCUUUUUUAUACCUAAACAUGCUUAAUUGUGUGAAAUAUGUAUUAUGCAACACAAUACAUUUAAACAGUGUAAUUUUUUUUUGUUUUACUGAAGAGAAUCACUGCAGUUAAAAGCUAUAUAGUGUGUGAUUGCCAGUAUCUUUUAAAGCCUGUGCAAUGUUAUAUAUGGUCUACUUUGUGUAGACAGCCAUUUAGUCUGAUAAUAAAUAUUUAUCAGUUU